Messenger RNA from Cydia splendana, 318 nucleotides. RefSeq lists its product as uncharacterized. The record is from RefSeq and is a predicted model, not a curated record. The coding region runs from base 1 to 318 and encodes 105 amino acids. The transcript has 9 exons. Lineage: Eukaryota; Metazoa; Arthropoda; Insecta; Lepidoptera; Tortricidae.
AUGGGUAAAAAAUUUAAAUUAAACAUCUUCAAACCAUUUCAGAUAAAAGAAGCACUGGUAGAACAAGAAACGAAGAACCUUAAGUUGAAACUGAAGCUUGAACCUUAUCAACCUGCUGUGGAUGUAUUGUACCAAAAGGUCCCGAAACGACAACGUCUGUCUUCAAACUCUUCGGAUAUGACUCGGUUAUCCUCUAAAAAUACUGGGAAUAACAAGGAAAAAGUGCUUUGCCUGUUUACACCUGAGAAGCAGUAUUGCGUGAAACAGAUAAAGGAGUUUUACGAUUCAGCCCUCGGCAGUGGAGACAAUAUGGACUAA